Messenger RNA from Echinostoma caproni, 495 nucleotides. The record is from the annotation of a GenBank genome assembly. Lineage: Eukaryota; Metazoa; Platyhelminthes; Trematoda; Plagiorchiida; Echinostomatidae.
AUGGCUGCAAAUGGUGAAAAGAUACACGAUAAACUAAUCAACGGCCGGCAACUGAAGUGUGUUCAAGGGGGCACAACCGCAAUUCCAGGUGCAUUCGGUUGCGGUAAAACGGUGAUUUCACAAUCCUUGUCGAAAUAUUCCAAUUCGGAUAUCAUUGUUUACGUCGGCUGUGGAGAAAGAGGAAAUGAAAUGUCCGAAGUCUUACGUGAUUUCCCCGAGCUUACUGUUGAGCUGGAUGGAAAACAGGAGUCUAUCAUGCAACGUACUGCUCUUGUGGCAAAUACCUCCAAUAUGCCUGUGGCUGCUCGUGAGGCCUCCAUCUAUACGGGAAUCACUCUGUCCGAGUACUUCCGAGAUAUGGGUUACAAUGUGAGCAUGAUGGCCGAUUCGACCAGUCGUUGGGCCGAAGCGUUGCGUGAGAUUUCCGGUCGUCUCGCCGAAAUGCCCGCCGAUUCUGGUUAUCCGGCUUACUUGGGAGCUCGUCUGGCCAGGUAA